Molecule: messenger RNA, 624 nt
Organism: Gastrolobium bilobum
Lineage: Eukaryota; Viridiplantae; Streptophyta; Magnoliopsida; Fabales; Fabaceae
Product: remorin 1.4-like
Exons: 5
Coding region: 1-624 (207 amino acids)
Source: RefSeq, a predicted model, not a curated record
AUGGGAGAAGAGGAGAACAAAGAAACAAAAUUACAAGCACAGUCUGCGGGCUCUGUUCCCACACAAGAGCUUUCCCUUUUCCUCAAAGGAAAGGAACCGGAGAAUGCAGACACUUCAAGUUCAAGCAGUGUUAGAAAAGAGCACUGCGUGAUCCAUGUUCCUAAAGACCAGGCAACUUCUCAACUUGAUCAAAUUCCUGCUGCUAGAACGGAUACACAGGAUUCAGUUAGCAGAGAUACUGUGCUUGCAAAAGUUGAAGCAGAGAAAAGAUUGGCUUUAAUCAAAGCAUGGGAAGAAAGUGAGAAGACAAAAGUAGAUAACAGGGCAUAUAAGAUGCAUUCUGCUGUUGGAAUGUGGGAGAAUAGUAAGAAAGCAUCUGUGGAGGCAAAAAUAAAAAUAAAUGAGGAAAAGUUAGAAAGAAAGAAGGCUGAGUAUGUUGAAAAAAUGCAGAAUAAAAUUGCUGAAAUUCAUCGAUCAGCAGAAGAGAAAAGGGCAAUAGUUGAAGCUCAAAGAGGAGAAGAAUUCGUCGAGGUAGAGGAGACCGCUUCAAAGUUUCGUACCCAUGGGUAUCCAUCAAGGAAACUUCUUGCAUGCUUCAACAGAAUUUCCAUCUCAUUUAAGUAA